AUGUCCUACUUUGAUGAAAAGAACACGGAAACUCCUCGUCUGCCCUCCGUGGAAAGCUCGAGGGCCGACGAGGACCAUGACACCCACCGCGGAGAAGGACAGACGAAGAACUCCCAAACUGCGGUAGAACCGCACGACACAGCGAGUGACAAACCCAGUACCACCACCAUCCCCCAACGAUGGAAGACGGUUAGUCAGCGCAUCCGGGAGCGCGCAGGCACCAUAGCCGAGGCACUGGGCCGGCCGCAUGAGCGCGAAGAGGAUGGAUUGGACGCGAGUUUCUCCCCAGAGUACUACGGCGCAACGGACGAUAUCAAAAGUUAUGAGGCGCGCACGGCCGCAGAUGAGGAGGAGAGACUCCCGGGGACCGAUCAUAACUCCCAGGCGCAGCAAUUGCUGAGCCAGUUGGGUCUUCGUCAGCAUCAGAGACAUCCGAGUGGCCCUCGUCGUGAUCCGGAGCCGCGCUCUGGCGCGUCGACUCCCGGUGCGAUGACUCCUGGUGACAGUGGCGCAUCGACACCUCUCAAUGGAAGCCUACUCUCGCAUCUGCUGCGGGUGUAUGCCAACAAUAUGGAGUCUGCGAGCAGGAUGAGCGUUGCCACGACCGCGGCAGCUUCAGACCCUGAAACCGAGACGCUGCCUGCAAAAACCCCGGGUACGUGGACGCCUGGCAACGCUACGCCUAUGAGCAUGGGUAUGGGAACUGUGACGGGAAGUGCAACACCUAGAUCGGGAACUCCUACCGGCAAGAAAGAGAAGGUCAAGUGGUACAAGAAUGGCAACAACAGCAAGGAAAACGUGAGCGCAAGGACUUCAAAGCACCACUACACCUCUUCCCUGAUCCAAGCCUCGAUGGAUAUGGGCCGGGUGGGUGUCCCCGGUGCUCAGGGUCCUGCACCUAUGACUGCCAAAGAACGGAAAAAGCAGAGGCGUAAGAGUGCCAAGAACAUCAAGUUGACCGUGCAUAUCGCUGCACUGCUCGCACGCCAGCAGUAUAUCAUGCAGUUGUGCCGUGCGCUGAUGAAAUACGGCGCUCCAACCCACCGUCUCGAGGAAUACAUGAUGAUGACCUCAAACGUUCUCGAGGUCAAGGCGCAGUUCCUAUACAUCCCGGGCUGCAUGUUCAUGUCAUUCGAUGACCCGUUGACUCGCACGGCCGAGGUGAAGAUUAUCCGCGUGGUGCAGGGCCUCGAUCUCUCCCGACUGGCCGAAACCCACAACGUGUACAAAAACGUGGUGCACGAUGUCAUCAGCGUGGACGACGCUACCAACCAUCUCGACACGAUCAUGCAGCGCAAGCCACGAUACAACCGCUGGAUACUCAUCCUCCUCACGGGUCUAGCCAGCGUCGCCGUAGGACCAUACUCCUUCUCCGCACGGCCCAUCGACCUCCCCAUCAUCUUUGUACUAGGCUGUCUAGUCGGGUACAUGCAACACGUCCUAGCCCCGUCCUCAGCAACAUACUCCAACGUCCUCGAAGUCUCCGCCGCCAUUCUCACCUCUUUCCUCUCCCGCGCCUUCGGCAGCAUCACCCACAACGGCGAACGCGUCUUCUGCUUCGCCGCCAUGGCCGAAUCCUCCAUCGCCAUGAUCCUCCCCGGCUUCGCCGUCCUCUCAUCCUCUCUCGAACUCCAAAGUCACCAAAUGAACGCCGGCUCCAUCCGAAUGGUCUUCACCCUCAUCUACUCCCUCUUCCUCGGCUACGGCGUCACAGUCGGCACAACCAUCUACGGCCUAAUGGACAACAACGCCACCACGGAAUCAACCUGCCCCAACGCAACCGCCACCUGGGGAAACGAAUACAUCCAACACUUCCCCUUCGUCGCCCUAUUCUGCCUCUUCGCCGCCCUCAUCAACCAAGCCAAACCCAAACAGCUCCCCGUCACCGUUAUCAUGGGCGUAUGCGGGUACGUUGCCAACUACUUCUCCACGAAAAGGCUCGGCGCAAACCAAGUCGCCAACACAGUCGGCGCCUUCACGAUCGGCCUCCUGGCGAACUUGUACUCGCGCAUUUGGCACGGCCACGCCGCCGCCGCGAUUAUCCCGGGUAUUUUCACGCUCGUCCCGUCUGGCUUGGCCAGCAGUGGGUCUAUUUUGAGUGGGUUGCAGUAUGCCGAGGCCGUUAAGAAUGGGGAUAUUAGUAGUACGACGAGUGGGAGUAGUAGUAGCAGUUUGUUGGGGUUGGGAUAUGGGAUGAUUCAGACGGCGAUUGGAAUUUCAGUGGGAUUGUUUGUGAGUGCGUUGAUUGUUUAUCCGCAUGGGAAGAAGAGGAGUGGGAUUUUCAGUUUGUGA
Molecule: messenger RNA, 2292 nt
Organism: Penicillium daleae
Lineage: Eukaryota; Fungi; Ascomycota; Eurotiomycetes; Eurotiales; Aspergillaceae
Product: threonine/serine exporter family protein
Exons: 1
Coding region: 1-2292 (763 amino acids)
Biological process (GO): transmembrane transport
Molecular function (GO): transmembrane transporter activity
Source: RefSeq, a predicted model, not a curated record